Messenger RNA from Pseudomyrmex gracilis, 1620 nucleotides. It is a transcript of the gene Wbp2, whose product is annotated as WW domain-binding protein 2. Gene Ontology annotation, cellular component: nucleus. Gene Ontology annotation, biological process: positive regulation of DNA-templated transcription. Lineage: Eukaryota; Metazoa; Arthropoda; Insecta; Hymenoptera; Formicidae. The coding region runs from base 178 to 1065 and encodes 295 amino acids. The record is from RefSeq and is a predicted model, not a curated record. The transcript is spliced from 4 exons. Gene Ontology annotation, molecular function: transcription coactivator activity; chromatin DNA binding.
AACCUGAAGCGGUCUACUUAGCCACUUCGCACCAAUACCAAUAGACGCAGUAUAAUUCUCUUGAUAACUGGCGAUUUUCGGAGUUCUUAGAAACACGUAUGUCAUCGAGAGAAGUCUAACUGACUGACGUUCGGCGUAACGUUCUGAUCAUCUUUUGUAUUUUGACGUAAGAAAACCAUGUCAUUGAACACGGCACACGCAAACGGCGGAGUUCUUCUUCACGCUGGUGAAUGCAUCAUACUAUUUUGUGACAAUGUCACCAUGGAAUUUCAUGGUCAAGAACAAGCUGAAUUUUAUGGAAAAAAAGAAGGCAGAUUGUACUUGACUACUCACAGAAUGAUCUUUAAUGCUAAAGAUCGGAAAGAGAAAAUGCAAUCAUUCAGCUUUCCAUUUGUCACAUUGAGCGGAAUUGAACUAGAACAGCCAGUGUUUGGCGCUAAUUAUAUAUCAGGCAAAUGCCGCGCCCAACCAAAUGGUAACUGGAUUGGAGAAUGCAAAUUCAAAUUGCGAUUUAAGAGUGGCGGAGCAGUGGAUUAUGCACAAGCUUUGCUAAGAGCUGCAUCAAUGGCUCAACGUAAUGGUCCACAGGAUGAUGCACCACCACCAUAUGUACCUCCAAUGUCUGAAUGGUAUCCAGCACAACCUUCAGCUUACAGGCCUUCACCAAAUGGAUAUUAUGGAUGGAUGCCUCCGACUAAUGUGUUUCCAGAUGUUCCACCAGGAAAUACGGUCUUCAUGACAGAUAGUCCGCCACCGUAUCCCGGUAUACAGCCGGGAUACGGAUACGCGAGCGGACCACCCCAUCAAGGCGUCGCAGGUGCAACAGGACAGCCAGCUGUUCCCGGAUGGGCCAAUCCCAAUUACAACGGUCAGCCGAUGUCUAGAGAAGGUGCGUAUCCCAGCGGUUAUGGGCAACCACCUUAUAGUGGGUAUGGACAACCGCCUUAUAGCGGUUAUCCGUCUAAUCCGCCACCAUACUCGCCGUAUCCGCAAAGUGGCUAUGCACCACCCCCUGGAUCUUAUCAACAGCCAGCACCCUACAACCCGUAUCCACCUCAAUACUAAAUUGUAACGAAUGUACAGAUUAUAUCUAAUUAUGUGACUGUGUAAAUUAAGUUGUCAAAUUAUGAGUUAUGAAAAGUAUGAUAUUUAACGCUUCAAGAUAUGUUGUCACACGUAAUGAUGUUACUUUGUGUAUGAGUAUAUGCAUAAUAACAUUUAGGAGAAAAGCAACAAUAGUUUAAAUACCACUUGGGAACAAAAAAGAAAGUAAACUGCAAAAUAAGUAUCUUAACAUGUUCCGUGCCGUAUCUUAACAUAAUUUUCCAUUCACGUCAUUAAAUGCUUUAUGUUGUUCACAUAAUUUAUAUUGUAUUUAUAGUGUGUUACACAACUUAUGAAUGUAUAAUAAAUUUAUUCUAUGUGUGAUAAUUAUACGUAUUAAUAUAUGAUGUAAGACUUUAAUGAUGGAAAUUGCAAACGGAGGGGCCUGAAUGGAAAAUUUAUUUUUAUGACACAGAAUAUGUUACAUAUCUAUAAUAAAAUAUAUAUAGCUUUAUGUGUAUAAUUUUCCUUUGGAAUGCAAAUAAUACAAAAAAUUACAUGUUACUAUCAUGAGAU